This is a messenger RNA of Austrofundulus limnaeus, 1651 nucleotides long. It is a transcript of the gene c8a, whose product is annotated as complement component 8, alpha polypeptide. Gene Ontology annotation, molecular function: protein binding. Gene Ontology annotation, cellular component: membrane attack complex. NCBI's taxonomy places the organism in Eukaryota, Metazoa, Chordata, Actinopteri, Cyprinodontiformes, Rivulidae. Gene Ontology annotation, biological process: complement activation. The record is from RefSeq and is a predicted model, not a curated record.
GUACGUUUCAGACCUUUAGAGAAACCAUCACAGUUUGGCGGGCAGGAGUGUGUUCAAACGCUGUGGGACAGGCUGGCAUGUCCGAGAGCGACCACACAGUGUCUGGUGCCCGACCACUGUGGAGAGAGCUUCACCUGCAAAGAAACAGGCCGCUGCAUUAGUCAGUCCCUUUGUUGUAACGGAGAACCGGACUGCGAUGAUUCUUCUGACGAAGAUCAGUGUGAAGAUUUCAACCGAAGAGAGGAUAAGUGCUCCACCUUCAUGUCAAUUCCUGGAGCUGAACGAGGCACACAGGGCUACAACAUCCUGAGUGGAGAUUUUAUGAAUCAGGUACUUGACCCUAGUUACUUUGGUGGUAAGUGUGAAUAUGUCUAUAAUGGUGAAUGGAGGAAACUCAACUAUGAUGCCUUCUGUGAGAACCUACACUACAACGAAGAUGAGAAAAACUACCGGAAACCUUAUAAUUACCACACCUACCGUUUUGUGGCUGAAGCUACAUCCAAAGGUUCCCAUGAAUAUUAUGAAGAUAUGCAAAGCCUGCUGAGAGCAAGGAAGGAAAUGUCGUCUUCCAUGGCUGGUGUCUCAGUUGGGAUCCAGUAUGUGGAAGUUGGACUGGAAGGCAGCUCCGAAUCAGAGUUUCUGAAAAACGUGACAAAAUAUCACAGCCAGGACGUCGGGUUUGUCAGACUUUGGUCCAGAGUUCAAACAGCCCUCUUCAAGAUGAGAUCUAAUCAGUUGAUGCUUCAUGAAGAUUUCUACGUCGCUCUCAUGGAGCUUCCUGAGCUGUACGAUUUUGGCAUGUACUCCCGCUUCUUCAACAUGUUUGGCACCCACUACGUGACAGAGGGAACCAUGGGGGGGACGCUGGAAUAUGUUUAUGUUGUCAACAAAACAGCCAUGGCGCAGUCAGAAAUCAACGGUGAAACACUUCAGUCAUGCUUCGGUGCCUCCAUUGGAAUAAGUGUUCCAAUUAAUGAUAAUGCAAAAGUAGGCUUUAAGGUUAAAGGAAGUGCAUGCGGUAAAGACCAAGACAUUUCUGGAGAGUCUUCCUCUAAUAAAGCUUUGGUUGAGGAUGUCGUCACUUUGGUAAAGGGGGGUAUCACAGAGACCAGCUCAGGUCUGUUGGUUGUCAGGAGCCCUGAUACGUACAGGAAGUGGGGUGCUUCUCUUAAAUACAGCCCAGCAUUGACUAAAUUUGAGAUCAUGCCAGUUUAUGAAGCUGUGCGCUUCAGCACUGCUGCUGAUCACGCAGGAGCAAGAGUAGCCAACAUGCAGAGGGCCCUGGAUGAGUAUCUGCAGCAGUUUGAUUCUUGUCGCUGCGCCCCCUGCAGACACAACGGGAUCCCUGUUCUCUCUGGGACCUCCUGUAGCUGCAUCUGUAAGUCAGGCUACCGGGGCAUCGCCUGUGAGGAGACACACAGGAGAGAUACCAGGACAGAUGGGUCAUGGUCCUGCUGGGGGUCGUGGACUUCCUGUGUCUCAGGGAGGAAGAGCAGGACAAGAGUGUGUAAUAAUCCUGCACCUGAAGGGGGCGGAGCUCCCUGCCUGGGCUCUGUUACUCAGAACCAGCAGUGCUAAAAAAAGUGGUUUCUACAAACUAAAAAAGUGUGUUUAACCAAAACAGAAAUAAAUACUGUAUGUGUUGUGCAUA